Rhododendron vialii is the source of this 1908-nucleotide messenger RNA. RefSeq names its product protein pleiotropic regulatory locus 1. Lineage: Eukaryota; Viridiplantae; Streptophyta; Magnoliopsida; Ericales; Ericaceae. The coding region runs from base 112 to 1569 and encodes 485 amino acids. Gene Ontology annotation, cellular component: catalytic step 2 spliceosome; precatalytic spliceosome; Prp19 complex. Gene Ontology annotation, biological process: mRNA splicing, via spliceosome. The transcript is spliced from 17 exons. Gene Ontology annotation, molecular function: protein binding. The record is from RefSeq and is a predicted model, not a curated record.
UUCAAUAUACGCAUACAGACAGUUCAGUACCCGUAUAUUGUAGUAGCAGUAGGCUUUGAAGACUCUUCGGCGAGAAGGCGAAGAAGAAGUGAGAGAAAGAGAUAAGAGGAUAUGCCGGGGCCGACGGUGGAGAUGGAGCCGGUGGAGCCACAAUCGCUCAAGAAGCUUAGUUUCAAAUCUCUGAAGCGCGCUCUCGAUCUCUUCUCUCCUCUCCACGCCCAAUUCCCCCCUCCCGACCCCGAUAGUAAGAGGAUAAGGAUGAGCCAGAAGUUUAAUGCCGAGUAUGGAGGGAUAAAGAGCACAAGCAGUCAGCCUCUGACUCAUGCAAAGUCGGGUAGUCAAGAUCAAGCCCAAGAAAGAUCUGGUCCUUCAAAUGCUUUAGCUCUUCCAGGUCCCGAAAAUUCCAAGGAUCCACGGAAUGGAGGAGCUCGAACUGAUUUAAUUGUUGGUCCGACUGUGCAAACAAAGGGACUUGAUGGUGGUCUUUCUGGGAAAAGCAGUGCCAUUGUUUCUGCUUCUGGUUCAUCUGAGAGGAAUUUCUCAACGUCAGCCAUUAUGGAAAGAAUUCCAAGCAGAUGGCCACGUCCUGUUUGGCAUGCACCAUGGAAAAACUACAGGGUGAUAAGUGGCCAUUUGGGAUGGGUGAGAUCUAUUGCAUUUGAUCCAAGUAAUAUGUGGUUCUGUACUGGCUCUGCAGAUCGCACGAUAAAGAUAUGGGAUGUGGGAACUGGAAGGUUAAAGCUCACACUAACUGGGCACAUUGAACAAGUACGAGGCCUUGCCGUCAGCAAUAAACACACAUAUAUGUUCUCUGCUGGUGAUGACAAACAAGUUAAAUGCUGGGACCUAGAGCAGAACAAGGUUAUCCGGUCUUAUCAUGGUCAUCUAAGUGGAGUUUAUUGCCUUGCUCUUCAUCCGACUAUUGACAUUCUACUCACAGGUGGUCGAGAUUCUGUCUGCCGGGUCUGGGAUAUUCGUAGCAAGAUGCAAAUUCAUGCAUUGUCUGGGCAUGAGAAUACAGUUUGCUCAGUUUUUACUAGACCUACGGAUCCACAAGUUAUAACUGGCUCCCAUGACACGACGAUAAAGUUCUGGGACCUUAGAUAUGGUAAAACAAUGGUUACUCUUACUCACCACAAAAAAUCUGUGCGAGCAAUGGCUCUACAUCCUACAGAGAACUGUUUUGCAUCUGCGUCGGCUGACAAUAUAAAAAAAUUCAACCUUCCGAAAGGAGAAUUUAUGCACAACAUGCUUUCUCAGCAGAAAACCAUCAUCAAUGCAAUGGCAGUCAAUGAAGACGGUGUAAUGGUCACAGGAGGUGACAAUGGAAGUUUAUGGUUCUGGGAUUGGAAGAGUGGUCAUAAUUUCCAGCAAUCCCAAACAAUUGUACAGCCAGGUUCGCUGGACAGUGAAGCCGGUAUCUAUGCCAGUUCUUACGAUGUGACCGGUACAAGACUAGUCACUUGCGAAGCUGACAAGACAAUAAAGAUGUGGAAAGAGGACGAAAAUGCCACCCCUGAAACUCAUCCUCUCCACUUCAGACCACCUAAAGAUAUCAGAAGGUUCUAAUAGUCGUCUCUACAAGUCCUAUCAUUCUUUUCCAGGCUUUGAGGAUAUCAUAAAACUUUAUGAAGAUGUGAUUCCUUUCAACUUUCGAGUGAUGACUGUGUAAGGGAAUUAGGUCAAGGUUUGAUAAGAAGAAAAAGUAGGAAUGGAUUGUCAAAGGUGUCAUGAGGAUUGUAUACUAGUUAAGUUGAGUAUUGAAUGCCCUAAUUCCCUUGAAUAGUAGUAGUUUAUAUAUUGCAAGAACGUUUGGAGGGUCUACUGUACUGUAAUUUAACCUCUGUUUUAGGGGACACACCACUUUGCGUCCAGAACAAUGCACAUGGUUACUUAUUCUUGACCCUA